Molecule: messenger RNA, 894 nt
Organism: Penicillium maclennaniae
Lineage: Eukaryota; Fungi; Ascomycota; Eurotiomycetes; Eurotiales; Aspergillaceae
Product: lipase family protein
Exons: 1
Coding region: 1-894 (297 amino acids)
Biological process (GO): lipid metabolic process
Source: RefSeq, a predicted model, not a curated record
AUGAUCAUAGAUCUUUCUGCAGUUCCACAAUCCUAUGUGCCCUAUCUCGGAGAUGGAGUCCCCGUGGAAGAGGAUCUUACCGCCAAGUCAGGCUCUUCUACGCCACGAUGUGAAAAUUGCACCGUUCACGCCGGCUUUCUAAAGUCAUGGAUUAAUGCCCGGUCCGUUAUUUUGCCCCACCUACUCGAAGCGAGAGAUAAGCAUCCCGACUAUGAAGUGACUCUGGUGGGGCAUUCUCUCGGAGGUGCUGUGGCAGCGCUAGCGGGUCUAGAAAUGCGCCUCAGAGGUUGGAACCCGGAAGUUACCACAUUCGGAGAGCCGAUGGUCGGCAACGCCAAGUUUGCGGAUUUUCUUGAUUCUCAAUUCGAACUAGGACACCACACCAAGCCCACAGCGAACCCUGAGGCCCGGCGAUUCCGAAGGGUCACUCAUGUCGAUGACCCGGUACCUCUUCUUCCACUCCGAGAGUGGGGCUAUGCGCCCCAUUCAGGGGAGAUAUACAUUUUGAGUCCGGAUCUAUCUCCUACAGUCGAAGAUGUUCAUCUUUGUGUUGGUAAUGAGGACCCUCAAUGCAUUGCAGGGACAGAUGUAGCCUCCACACUCAGCAGCAUGCUUCCGGAUGUUAAUAUUCCCCUUGAUAUUCUCAACCCACACCCGGAUCCCUGCUCUGAACCCGAGAAUGUACGUGAUAUUCAUCAUGGCGAGCAGUUUUUGCUAGCGACGCAGAAGCCUGCAAAUUGUGCAUCUCGUGAUGAGACCAGAGCGUUAUACGCUCGCCGAUGGAAUUGGUCCAUGAUCCCAGCGAGGUAUCGUCUUUGGGAGCUAUUCUAUGCGCACCGUGACUAUUUUUGGCGUAUUGGACUGUGUGUGCCUGGCGGAGAUCCGACCGGAUAG